Cucurbita maxima (winter squash) is the source of this 791-nucleotide messenger RNA. RefSeq names its product dehydration-responsive element-binding protein 2D-like. The coding region runs from base 73 to 579 and encodes 168 amino acids. Gene Ontology annotation, molecular function: transcription cis-regulatory region binding; DNA-binding transcription factor activity. NCBI's taxonomy places the organism in Eukaryota, Viridiplantae, Streptophyta, Magnoliopsida, Cucurbitales, Cucurbitaceae. Gene Ontology annotation, biological process: positive regulation of DNA-templated transcription; response to stress. The record is from RefSeq and is a predicted model, not a curated record. The transcript has a single exon. Gene Ontology annotation, cellular component: nucleus.
GCUCAAACCUCUUAGACCAUUAUUUGCGUUAUUCUAUGUCUUUCAUAUGUCUCACCUUCAACAAUAACAACAAUGGAAACAAAGCCCAGAAAACCCACCACCAACGUCGCUCAAGCCAGCUCCCGCAAGGGCUGCAUGAGAGGCAAAGGCGGACCCGACAACGCCUCUUGCACAUUCAAAGGCGUCCGCCAGCGGACUUGGGGCAAAUGGGUCGCUGAAAUUCGCGAGCCAAAUCGCGGCGCUCGUCUCUGGCUCGGCACGUUCGACACCGCCCAUGAAGCUGCCGUGGCUUACGAUGCUGCCGCUCGUAAGCUCUAUGGGUCUGAUGCUAAGCUCAACCUCCCUCAAACUGCGUCAGAGCCUCAACAGUCUGCACCCACCGCUGCAAUGCCGUCGCCCUCUCCACCGGUGGCGGAGAUGGAGCCAAUCGGAGGGCUAUGGGGAAGUGAGGAUGUGAAUUUUGAUGAGUCGAUAUGGAGAGAGGCGGUGAUGUCUUUGGAUUUUCCUAUGAUUGGUGAUGAUGAAGGGUUUUAUUUCGAUGGGGUGGGAGGUCGGGACGCUAUGCAGUGGUGCAUGUGAUGCGAUUCAAUAUUAUACGUAGAUAAUCAUGUGUGUGUAAAUAUAUAUAUAUAUAUAUACCUUGCUUUUUAUAAAUAAUUAUAUAUAAACACAUGCAGUGUUUGAGUGCGUGUGUAUACAUAUAAUUAAAACAUUGGGUUAGUGAUUAUUAGGUUAUUGUGGGCAUGUAUGUAUGUAUGUAUGUAUGUAUGUAUAUACUACUCUAGAGAUGA